Ectocarpus sp. CCAP 1310/34 is the source of this 975-nucleotide messenger RNA. NCBI's taxonomy places the organism in Eukaryota, Phaeophyceae, Ectocarpales, Ectocarpaceae. The record is from the annotation of a GenBank genome assembly.
AUGGCUUGGCGGCCAGGACCUCGGUCCUCGCUGGGGCUCGGGGCGUCCGACUACGAUGAGAGAGACCCAUGGAUACAGCGAUUCAUUUCCAAGACUGACGAUGGCGAGCUAUCGCUUGACGUGAAUGUGAGCUCAAGGCGAAACACCAUGCCCUGCGCGGCGGGCAGUCGCUGCACGGCUGUCCCCGAUCACACGCCAGGCCCGCCGGCGUUCACAAAUCACCAAUGUAGAGGAGUCUGCGGGCAGUACCUCCAUGGCACCUGUGGGGUGGUGGACCCUCAGGGGUAGCGUUGGUUUCUUGGGUUUGUGUUAUUUGUACGGCGAGUGAUGUUUUGAUAUUGUGAAGCUCUUUUUUUUUCGUUGACCUGUGUUUUUGUCGGGGGUUUAAAUCGAUGGGAUGAAAGGUAUGAGGGUGUUAUGUUGAGUUUACGGUGGGAGGAAGGGGUGCAUUGUAUAAACGGCUGCGUCGUUCUUGAGUGCUGGUGCAUUCGUUGCCUCGUGUUGUCCUUCUAGAAGAGGUGCGACUAUGAAACACAGCUAUAGAACAACUCAACCAAAAACCUUGUACGUGUCCACGUGCAAAAUGUGCAUCGCAUCACACAACGAUGAUUUAUUUUCCGAACGCAGAUCCACCAAAAGCGUACCACGUACAGCAGUACUUGGGUCCACGUGCUUGCCAACCAAGAGAAUGAGCGGUGUUGGGAGGUAGCCCGACGUGGUAACGCUAGCUGCGCAAGUGACAUGCAUGAUACGCUCUCUUCAUGACCUAUUUUGCCAUUCGAGUGUAGUCAGUGCGCGAGAGUCCCUGUUUCACGACCUUUAGUUUUGUCUACGACAUAAGAGAAUAUUCUCUUAUAGUGAGAUACUGUUUAAGAGAAUUCUCUCUUAUACCGUAGCCAACACGAUAUAACAGAAAGCCGGAUCUAAGAGAGUGAAAUUGGCUUGUACCGACCCUCUCUUAAACCGUAGCCGCUA